Molecule: messenger RNA, 722 nt
Organism: Lagopus leucura (white-tailed ptarmigan)
Lineage: Eukaryota; Metazoa; Chordata; Aves; Galliformes; Phasianidae
Gene: NXNL1
Product: nucleoredoxin like 1
Exons: 2
Coding region: 1-624 (207 amino acids)
Biological process (GO): photoreceptor cell maintenance
Cellular component (GO): mitochondrion
Source: RefSeq, a predicted model, not a curated record
AUGGCUUCUCUGUUCGCUGGGAAAGUAUUGAUCGUCAACAACAGGGACCGGGAUGAAGUGGAGACGGAGAGGGAGCUGUGUUUGGCCCUGGAGAACAGAGUGAUGCUGCUGUAUUUUGGGGCGGCUGAAUGCCCGCAGUGCCGGAGUUUCGUGCCACGGCUGAAGGAUUUCUUUGUGAGGUUGACGGAUGAGUUCUACGUGGAGCGGGCAUCGCAGCUGUGUUUGGUGUAUGUGUCCCGAGACGCCACCGAGCAGCAGGAGGAGGCCUUCCUGAAGUCCAUGCCCAAGAGGUGGCUGUCGUUACCCUUUGGAGAUGAGUUCAAGAGGGAACUGGAGCUGCGCUUUGCGGUGUCUGAGGUGCCCAGGGUGGUGGUGUUGAAACCCAACGGGGACGUCAUCGUCGGGAACGCCGUGGAUGAGAUCACCAGCAUGGGUCCUGCCUGCUUCCAGAACUGGCAGGAGGCAGCUGAGCUGGUGGACAGGAAUUUCCGACUGGCUGAGGAUUUUGAUGAUUGUGCCAGGAGGAGCAUCAGCGACCCCUUCCGGCGCCUCAAGUACAAACUGGGCAAGGGGGAGAAAUCCGGGAGUGAAGAGCAGAAAGAAGAUGGUGAUGAGUCCUCAUAGGGACGUCUGGGACCCAGUCGGGUCACCUGGGGACAUCCCUUGGGUUGUUGUCCCUAUGUGAUCAAUUGGGGACAUCCCUUGGGUUGCUGUCCCUAUGU